CUCAGAACAACGAAGAAAAACAACAAAAGCUGUCAAAGCAGCAGAAAUGUCAACAGAUCGCCCUUUUCUAAACUAUAAAGACGUUUACGUUUCAGAAUAAAUGUGAAUCUUUCCCGGUGAGGGAACACAGAGCCAUAGGUUGACAAUGGCCACCCAUCCAGCACCACUGCUAUUGAGGGAGUUCUGCCCACUCUACUACCUUCUCAAUGCCAUCCCCACUAAAGUCCAGAAAGGUUUCCGCUCGAUCCCGGUCUACUUGACUGCAUUGGACAGCAACAGUGAUUAUAUGGCCAUUGGCAGCAGCAUUGGCAUGCUGUACCUUUACGGCAGGAGAGUAAGCCAGAUGAACAAAUACAAUAUAGAGGGCAAGUGUGAGACCAUUACUGCAGUGAAAUUGCUGAAUUGUUUCGAUGAUCUUGUGGCUGUUGGGACAGCAUCAGGCCGGGUUGCUUUCUUUCAGCUUGUGUCACCAUUGCCUGGUAGAAAUAAAGAGCUGAGAAGAUUUGAUGUUGUGGGCUUGCACAAAAGCACAAUUACUGCAUUAACAUGGAGUGCUAAUGGCAUGAAGCUCUUCUCUGGUGAUGAUAAAGGGAGGGUGGUUUGUUCUUCUGUGGACUUGGAUCAAGGAGUAUGUAAUCCAGUGGUCCUCUUUGAAGAGCCUUCAGCAAUAGUUCAGUUGGAAUAUAGUCAGAAAGUACUUUUGGUUUCGUCCCAUCAGCGCUCUGUGCUCUUCUACACACAAGAGCAGUCGCAUCAUCAGCUGGGCACUAAACCACGUAAAAGCAAUGGCAAGUUUGGUGCCUGCUUUCAACCAGCUCUGUGCAAACAGAGCGAUCUGGUUGUUUAUGCAGCCAGGCCUGGGUUGCGUCUGUGGACGACGGAUGUGCGGGGACGUGUCGGGGAGACCCACAUCCUAAAGCCACUUUUUAGUCAGGAUAUACCUCAGUUUGAGCUGUUCCCACGUUCAGGCUCCAACAGUGGCUACAAACUUUCAGAAAGACAGUUGGGAAUAGUCAACUGCUUCCAGAAGGAGGGCUGGGUCCUCAGCUGGAACGAAUAUAGUGUUUAUGUUGUGGACUGUACCAAUCAAGUCAUCAUUGGAGGAUUGGAAAGCAGUGGAGAUAUAGUGUCUGUGUCAUGCACGGAGAAUGAAAUCUUCAUUCUGAAAGGAGAUCGGGACAUUUUGCGGAUCUCAGAUUGCCCCGAGGGAUUGGUUUCCAACUUAUUAGACCACUCCAACCAUUUUACAUCUCCUCCUUCCACACCCACUAUAUUGCUGCCUCCUAAUGGUGCCGUGGAAAUUGCUCAACCAAUCAGGACCAUGCCCAUUAUUACAGAGCAGGAGACUCAAGCCAGUCCUAACUCAGAGGAGGUGCAUGAUGGGGUUGAGCAGUCAGAGGAGGUGCAGGAGGAGCAGCAUCCUGAGGAAUUCGGCCAUGUGGUAGAGGCUCUGGAGGUGGCAGAGGACUUGGAGCAGCAGCGGGCCAGUUUGGGUACAGUGGAGUCCCGCAGCCGCAGCAGCUCAGUCACCUCAUGGGAGAGUGCACAGGGCAUGUUUACCAACACGGAAGCCUCCACCUCAGAACUCUCCUCUAGCCGAUACAGCCCCAUCACCCAAGAAGAUUUCCAACAGGAGCUGGUGGUCAAGGCCAUCAAGUUGAAGAAGAAAGGCAAGAGAAGACGGCAGGCGAGUGGGACCUGUGUCAACGAGCGCAGCAGCUGGUCAGAGAGCAUUUUCAGCCAGGAUAGUGCAGGCAGUGAUGUUCUAAACACACCCAUGAGCGAGCCUCCUUCAGACCACACCAGCCUUCUGUGCAGCAGCCCCGACCUGCACAGUGCCGGCUCACCUGACCAGGAUGGUUCCAUCUGUGGAGAAUCCCACAAUUCAAAUGCCUUAACCAUUCAGAGGCCAUCAGAGCCCUUACACAGCGAAGAGCCUCUUCAGGAUCCAGUUAACCAAACAGCAGAGACCCUACCGGCUUGCCCUACAUCACUGGCAAUACAAGAUAUGGAGUGUCAGGUGUACAGUGAAAAUGUGUUUGCAGAAAACGAGCAAAUUGCAGCUACACCUGAUGUGGACGUGCUACUGGAAUGUACCUUCUCAUACAUGCAGGCAGCUGAUGAGCAGGACAUCAUGAAGCAAUAUGUGAAUGAGAGCAAAGACACCCUGAAGGAUUCAGAGGAAGAUUUUAAACGGAGUUUACAUGGAGACUUUCAUUUGGAUUAUGAUCCCAUUAGGCCGCUGGGUUACUCCCCGGAACCCGAGCCAACACCAUCUAGUGACGAGGAGGACAUCUAUGCACAUGGUGUGCCAUCCAGUGCUAGUCUAGCGGACGGACUGAAUGCCCUGAGCUUGCAGAGCUCAUCUGCUGAGCAGAAGGAGGACGAAGAGACGCAGCUCCUCAAAGUCGACCAGUUGGCUGAAAGUUGGAUGGGCUACACUGGGCCUGGCGGUGGCAUCCUCAGUCUAGUAGUAACGUACAGACAUAUCUGGUGUCUUGACUUUAAAGGAGGCCUUUUCUGUAGCGGUCUUCCUAAUGCUAGCUUGAGCUGGCAGAAGUUUGAGGAAAAUAUCCAUCAGGUGGCGCUGUCCCCAUCAGGCUCAUUGCUGUGGAAGGUUGAGCAGAAGACCAUGACUGCUUACGCUUGCGGGAAAAUCACCAUCAAAGGGAAGAGACACUGGUACAAAGCCCUGGACGACACAGCGUUUGUGGCUCUUGGUGAUGACACAGCCUGGAUCAUUCGCACUAAUGGAGACCUGUACAUACAGACAGGGCUGAGUGUGGACAGGCCAUGUGCACGGUCAGUGAAGGUGGACUGUCCAUGCCCCAUGGCGCAGAUAGCAGCACGUGGCAUUGUGGCGUGGGCACUGAGUGAGCAGAGGGGUGUGUUUUACAGAGAGGGUGUCAGCAGCUAUUGUGCAGAGGGGGAGCACUGGAAGCAUGACACCGUCAGUGAGAGCCAAGGUCUUGAACCCAUCUGUAUUGCUCUGGGUGAGAAUAACACAGUCUGGGCAUUGGAUACUAGUGGCAACUUAUGGUUCAGAACAGGGGUCACGGCUAAAAAUCCCCAAGGUGAAGGUGAUCACUGGUGGCAGGUGAGCAUCACAGACUACGUGGUGUUUGAUCAGGGUGGUCUUUUCCAGACUCUGAUCCAGGCCACACAGACUGUCGCCACAGCCACCAGAGCUCCGGUCGAGCGGGUUGCUGAACGUCUGCGUGUGGCCUUCCUUUCCCAGCACUCCCAGUGCCAGCCUAGCCUCAUCAGUGUCAGCACCAGUGGCGUGUGGGUUGCUUCUGGACGGAAUGAGUUUCACGUUGCCAAAGGCAGCCUCAUCGGGGCAUUUUGGAAGAAUAUUAUACCUAGAGGAACAGCCUCUGCCACAAAAUGGGCAUUUGUGUUCUCCUCUGAGGCUCCAGCUAAAGAGGGCAUUUUCCUAUGGUUAGGCCAGAGCAGGAAAGACCUGUUCUGUAUCUGGGACCAAGACCUCCAGAUGCGGCCCUUCACCAUACAGUUUCCCCCAGACGUAGAGAUGGUACAGCUCUCGGCCUGUCGUGAUGCUCUGUGGGGUUUAGAUCACCACGGCCGCGUCCACAUCCGCACUUUAUCAGCCAGUUGUUCCACAGGAAUGCAAUGGACAUUACUGGACCUCAGCCAGCUUGGACAUGUGAAGUUUCUCAGUUUGUCUUGUGGCAGUCAAAAUGUUUGGGCAUGUGAUAAUAAUGGAAUGGUGUAUUUUCGGGUUGGAACUCAACCUUUGAACCCCAGCAUGAUGCUCCCUGCCUGGAUCUGCAUCGAACCUCCCGAACAGCCUGCUGGCCUUCAUCUGGUGAAAAUUCAAACUAGUCCAAAUGACCGCAUGCUGUGGGCGCUGGACAACAGAGGCAGUGUGCAUGUGCGCGUCGGCAUCACUGAAGAGAUGCCUGUCGGAACUGCCUGGGAGCACAUUCCUGGACUACAGGCAAGUCAAUUGGUUCUAAGUAUGAGGACAGCUUGGGUUCGCCUUCCUAAUGGUGAAGUGGCACGUCGAUACGGCAUUACAGAGAGAAACCCAGCUGGAGACUACUGGAAGAAGAUCCCAGGAUUGGUCAGCUGGCUUGCAGUGACCCCGAUGGAUGAACUGUGGGCAGUCGCUAGUGGUGCUCUCAACCAACGCCUUACCAAGACUCUACAGAAUAACAGGAGCAACAGCCAUGGCAACACGGGUUCUCUGAGUGGAGAGGAGCUGGAGGAAGAGUGGGAGGUGAUUUAGAUGCCACAAAUUGUCAAAGUAUCCCGGAAACACUGUUCUGUGAAAUUUCUUUCCAGGCACUUUAAUUAUUCCUUCUUAAAGGAGUAGUUCACCUAAAAAAAAGAAAAUUCUGUCGUCAUUUACUCACCCUUAUGUUGCUUAAAUUCUUAUUAGUAUAUUAGGCUCUUUUGAAAUUAAAAUAAUAUGCUGUAUUUUUCUAUUGGGGGGGGGGGGGGGGGGUUGAACUCCUUGUGCACCUUAUGACCUGAAAUUGAAAUUUUUAUCCAGCACAUUAUUUUUGUAAGUUUUAAUGUCUACAUGCAUUUUUAGAUCAGUUAUUAAUUUUUUUAACUCCUAUUGAUUUAAGAAGGAGGUUCCGUUUAUAUAUUAUCAUUCAAAAGUUUAGGUUCAGUAAGAUUUUUAUUUUAUAAGAUAUUAAUACUAUCGAGCAAGAACGCAUUGGAGUGAUCAAAGGUGACAGUAAAAACAUUUAUAAUGUUACAGAAGAUUCUGAUUUCAAAUAUCUAUGUUUCUUUUAACUUUUUCAGUCAUCAAACAAUCCUGAAAACAAAUGUAUCGUAGUUUCCACAAAAAUAUUAAGCAGCACAGCUGUUUUAACAUUGAUAAUAAAAAUAAAUUCAGCAGCAAAUGAGCAUAUUAGAAUGAUUCCUGAAGGAUCAUGUGACACUAAACUAAAGGCUACAGUAAUGGCUGCAAAUUCAGCUUUACCAUCACAGGAAUACAUUAUAUUUUAAAAAAUGUAGCAAAAAAGUUAUUUUACAUUUUAAGAAUAUUUCAGAAUAUUGCUGUUUUUGAUCAAAUAAAUGCAGCCUUGCUGAGCAUAAAAGACCUUUGAAUAGUAGAGUAUCCUAAUGCACUUUGCUCACAACAUUGGAAAUGGUUAAUGUGAAUCUGUUUAUAGUGAAUCUACUGCUUUAGAGGGAUAUAUUAUGUAAAUAUCUCUUAUUUGACCAAACACAUUUUUAUUAUAAUUAUAAGUACAAGAAAUAUAUGCUACAAUAUAGUUUAGACAAGGUUGGGGGUUUGAUUCCGAGGGAACACAUGAUAGAUAAAAAUUGAUAGCCUGAAUGCACUGUAAGUCACUUUGGAUAAAAGCGUCUGCUAAAUGCAUAAAUUAAAUUUUUAAAUUUAUAAAAUAUAUUAGAGUGGCCUUUUAUUGUGGCCAGCCUAAGGCACACCUGUGUUUCAUCAUGCUGUCUAAUCAGCAUCUUGAUAUGCCACACCUGUGAGGUGGAUGGAUUAUCUCAGCAAAGGAGAAGUGCUCACUAACACAGAUUUAGACAGAUUUGUGAACAAUAUUUGAGAGAAAUAGGGCUUUUGUGAACAUAGGAAAAAGUCUCAGAUCUUUGAGUUCAGCUUAUAAACAAUUGGGACCAAAACAAAAGUGUUUUGUUUAUAAUUUGGUUCAUUGUACACACACACACACACACACAUAUAUAUAUAUAUAUACAGUAUUGUUCAA
This is a messenger RNA of Carassius gibelio (silver crucian carp), 5714 nucleotides long. RefSeq names its product tectonin beta-propeller repeat-containing protein 2. The coding region runs from base 146 to 4252 and encodes 1368 amino acids. Gene Ontology annotation, molecular function: protein binding. Lineage: Eukaryota; Metazoa; Chordata; Actinopteri; Cypriniformes; Cyprinidae. The transcript has 20 exons. The record is from RefSeq and is a predicted model, not a curated record.